UGAUAUAAAAAUGUUCUUUAUGCAUCAUGCAGGGACUGUCAUUAUUUAUAAUUACCCAUUUAUGUCUUUCUAUCUACAAAACAUCUGAGCUUCCGCAGGAUUGGAUAUUUCGAUAAAAUUAGAGUGCAACGAAAUUAACGACAGGUAUGGUGGUCCGCAGAUAAGYGAAUGAAAAUCUGUGACCGUUGCUGCAGGUGUGCAUUGUUGCCGCUAUUCCUUUUUGUGACUUUCACUCUCUUCUUUCCCUUCUUUGUCGAAAAUCUUUUAUUCGUGACCCCUUGUUUAGCGUAGGCUUUUGCAUUGGCCCCUGUACGCAGUUUCGGAGGCCAGAUUUUCAGGACUUUAUUACUGAUGUCUUCAUGUCCGAUCAAGUCGGUCAAAGCUUAUCUUGGGCUCAAAGGAAACGCUAGCUGUCACUGUCAACGUCAUCCUAUUUUGGCCGUUAUGCGACUGAGGGUAUUUAAAGGUUUGCGUUUGGUAGUUUCAUUCACUCGCAACCUCGUGUUUAURACGUGCGGAACAAUUUAAUCUCAAUCUUUGAGGAUGGAAGACAGAGAAGAUCGACAGACUGAAACACCCGCAUUGGGGUCCAGUGACCCUAAGAGUGGCGGCCUUACAUUUCGCGUCGAGAAUGGAAAGACCUACUUCUGCGACACUGAUGGACGUCAUGUAUUUGGAGAUUUCUCUCUCAAGCUGCAAGGGGAGUUGAUGUCUUCGGAAGAGGAGAAACRAGGCUAUUGGAUUGCAACAUGUACUUCUAUAACGCGAGGAAAUUUAGAAACAAAGACAAUUGUUCUACCUGCGAAUGCUUUCGACUCGAAGGCCAAAUUUGUUAUGGAGUUGAGGGGUAGAUUUGGCUCGGGGAUCUUGAAUCUGGGGGGUGGAGUGACUGCCAGCAUAUUGGCAGACUACUACUCCUCCCUGAAGGAUGAUCUCAUAAGUCCGCUUCCCUUCCACAAAUCCAAACGCCUCGGUUACCAGGAAAAUGGCUACUGGCUGCUUUCAAGAGAGUUGCACAUUUACCAUAAGGAAAUCGUUGCAUCGCGGGAUCACCGUUUUUUUGUCGACGACACUAAUUYGUACCAAUUCAGUACAACAUUAGAUCCUCACCUUCUGAACGAGGAAGUUUUGAAAGCUACGUGUAAAAGGUUUAUCCAACUGUCCUCCAAUUUUGGCUGCAACGAAAUUCCGUUUCUGUUAAGCACAGCCUUCAUAGUGUACAGCUUGAUUAAAACAAAUCUCAGGACUCAUGGUCAAGACCUCUCAGAUGGGAGCUCCAUUGGACUUAUUUUCUCCAAAGAUCGAAAUGUGGGAAAAUCUCUCUCCCUUAAGAUUUUAGCAUUGGGACAGGGGAUAGUUGGCAGUGCGCAUCCCCUAUUCUGCUCUGGUGGAAAUCAAACCAUCAGCGGCGUGUCCAUGAAAGUAUUGAUGUCCCUUUUAACRAGCACCACCUUCACCACACUCCUAGACGACCCCACAAUGACAAGUUCCCUGUCAGAGUUUCUCCUCCAAAUACAAAGUGACUUACCACAAGGCUCUCUUAGGACUGGUUUGUUGGCGCCCUCAGGGAGCAUUCUGAUGGCUUCCAACUCCAAGGAGGGAGAAAGAAUAUAUGGCAGAUCCAUGAGAUUUCAUUUCACUCAAGAUCAGAGUUUUGUACUGGAAAAUGAAACAGCCUUGAACAAAGAUCUGCUCGCACUCGUAAAAAGGAACAAGGGCUUCCUUGUGGCUUGGGUUAUUUUCUUCUUCCCGCAGAAAUGGUUGCAUGGAAGCCGGCAGUUGAUAAGCAAAUUCCGGGAAGUGCUACACAACGCUGUUCCUGAACAACAACCGAGGUGGCAUAAAGGUGUUGCCGGCCUCCUGUACACACUGGCUAUUGUAAGUAGAGUUGGUAAUAGCUUUUUUGUCGAGUUAUCGUGGAUUCUAGAGUUAUUUUUUUAUUUUCUGUUGGUGCAGUUUUACGAGGUGGCUAUUGAGACGCCCAUUCCCUACUCAGUUUUGUGCCAUGCCUUCACCCACAUGAUACGGAGCGGAAAACCAGAUGUGUCCAGUGCUCAGGAUUCGUCUUUUUGGGAGCGGCUCAGAAAAGAGCUUGCGCAAGCCGUAAUGAGCUCAAAUGCGCCGCUGAAAUGGCUGAACCCGUGUGUUAACGUAGCGGUGGGUGGCAAUUUYGUGCCUGCCGUAGGAAUCACGUACGGUGAAUUGGCUGGUUUUACGAGCAUUGGCAAUAAGGAAACUAAGGAGUGCUUAGCAGCCAAAACCGACAACUCUACAACAUCAACCAUGGUUUUUGCACUCCACGAGCAAGCGCAAAUGGCGGAUGUGCGGAAGAAAGCAGUCGGCCUCGUCAAAAAGGCAAAAGGAUACAAAAUUCCUAAAAGCCUUCUGGGAGACGAACUUGUUCAUUUGAUCGAAUACAAAUGCGGGUYAAGAGAAGAGGCGCCAGAAGCCGAGACUUUUUUCAGUGACAAGGAUAAGGAUAGGGAUGAGGAAGAUGUGCUUUUCUCCGUAAAAGAUGACAUAGAGGAGGUGUAMAAGUUACUGUCCACCAGAUCUCAACAAAACUUUCUUGCAGAUAACGAGGACACCGAAACUCCACCAGAAAAGCAUACUGUUAUUGAUGAACUUUCUCCUCCAUCGAAAUUACGAUACCAGCUGAUGUCUCCUGGAAAGAAGGAAACUUUUACUAAGRGUGUCCUGGCAGGCAUACGUUUAGCCAGCGGGGAAUCUGAGAGGCAACAGCAARYGUCGUGUCAGAGGACAGAAGGUGACAAAUUAAAUGCGACUCCCUUUCCAUCCUCACACAACUCACGCGAUAAAGAGUUAGCAAAACAACCAUUAAAAAGGAAGCUGUUUGUUGAGGGAUCCAUAGGUCUAAAGCCUCGUUCUAAAAAGAGUGAUAGAUCCAGAACUGACGAGUGCUGCAGUCUCUGCCAGAAAGCAACCCCCCCUUCCAAAAAGGGGAAAGUGACUAAAAUAGUUUGGAUUCAAUGCGAGCAUUGUGGGCAGUGGUUUCACUUGCUUUGUCUGAAAAUGAAAGCUGCACCAAAGGGAAACUGGUUCUGCCAAAGUUGUAAACCAAGUGACUGAUAAAACAGACGGUGGAGUCUUACUGUUCAUACUGGAAUUGGAACUGUAUCAUGACUUAAGGAUUCUCGAAUAUUGGAAAAAAUGAUAGUCAGAGUUUAGUUGUGAAGUUGUUAAUAGUCAUGAACUGUUAUGCUAUAUAAAUGCUUUUAUGCUAACUGUUGUCGAUUAAGCUGUUAUUUAGGAUAUAGAGAACCACUUGUAAUUUUUAACUAUCGCAGUUUCAAGUGAACAUAGCUGUUAGAGAAGCCUUUAUGCUCGAAUUACGACUUAACCAUGGCUUCGACUCUCUUAGAUAAUGUUAUAAAAAUGAUAGCUUGGUAAUAGUCACUAACAUUUGCCCGUUUUUUGAAAUAAAAUUGAAAAAUAAAAUUGUGCAUAAGUGAGACUGACUGAGACAACGGACUAAUAAGACAACCGAGACCACCGAGACCACUGAGACCACCGAGACCACCGAGACUACCGAUACCACUAGA
This is a messenger RNA of Actinia tenebrosa (Australian red waratah sea anemone), 3563 nucleotides long. RefSeq lists its product as uncharacterized. NCBI's taxonomy places the organism in Eukaryota, Metazoa, Cnidaria, Anthozoa, Actiniaria, Actiniidae. The record is from RefSeq and is a predicted model, not a curated record.